Nasonia vitripennis (jewel wasp) is the source of this 2306-nucleotide messenger RNA. RefSeq lists its product as uncharacterized. The transcript is spliced from 2 exons. The record is from RefSeq and is a predicted model, not a curated record. Bases 303 to 2075 code for a protein of 590 amino acids. NCBI's taxonomy places the organism in Eukaryota, Metazoa, Arthropoda, Insecta, Hymenoptera, Pteromalidae.
UUUCACAGCGGCCGUGUAUACAGUCGGCGGCGACUCGGCGAGAUGUAGAGUGCGUAGAAACCAUUUUACGCCAAUACGCCAUAUUGUGCAUAUUAUACUCCGAUUUUACAUCAGCUGAAAUUAUUUCUCGAAACUCAUCGCGAAUGUUAAAAUCUUGAUUAACAAUCAUCCUAUAAGGAUCUUCCUUAGGACUGGUCCCGUUUUGCUCACGCAUUAUUUGCUCUGAAAUCCAUAUCGAAGCAGUCGGACAAGUGACUUAACAUCUCGCGGCGACCGCGAACUCGGAGGAGAAAAGGGGAAAAAUGGCGCCAACGCCGAUCAAGAAGAAAACGGGCCACGAACCCAAGGGUCCGGGUGGCCGGCCGAAGCACGAGGUCUGGACCCUCGGAUUCCGGCGAGUGCUCAAACACUGUGACAAAACGCAGCGAACGGUGCACGCUGCCUUCUGCGUUAUUUGCAACAAGGUGCUUUGCAACACUGCCGCCAAGAGAUUAGCCGCUCACAGAAGGAUAUGCAGUCUUGAUCAGACAGAUGAAACUGAGCUGCUCGAUAAGUCUGAAUUAGACCACAAAAUGAAGAUCACCAAGAUCCUGUCGUCCGAUGACUCUGGGAAUGUUACUUUUGUGGAUAUGGAUGACUCUGCACCGUUUGUUAAUGAUCAGUCGACUUCUGAGAUCAGCAAGACUGAGUAUACUUUUUUGGACAGCGUAGAUAGUAUGGAAGAGUUUAGAAUUCAGGCUACAGGGUCUACGCUGACUGACUCAAAGCUGGAAAUGGCACUAGCCAAGUUCUUCAUUGGAUGUAACAUUCCAUUUUCAGUGGCAGAGUCAUCGUAUUUUAAGAAGCUGUGUCUUACAUUGAAUCCCAAUGCCAAAAUGGUUUCUAGCGAUCAGCUGUCAGGUGCUUUGCUUGAUAAUGUAUAUUCAAAGUUUCACAAAGACGUGAAAGUUGGUGCAACCUCUGUUCUGCUCAUUGAUGAAUGGAAGGAUGAGAAUACCAAUACAAAUAAUGUCACUGUCAUGAUUAAAACUGAAAGUAAUGAAACAAUAUUUCUUGAUAAUUAUGAGUUAUCAAGUAGCAUGGAUAUUGUCUCGGAAUUGACAGACAUCACCAAAACUUCUAUUGUAGAAGCUUAUGAUCAAUUUAAAACUGAAAUAUAUGCUGUAAUUUUAGGCAACAGUUGUAGCCUAGUUAAAAUGCAAGCUGCCGGUGAAGUCUGGCAGUUCCCAUGUAACUUGCAUGUUCUAAAACUAUUAACAAAGGAGUAUGUUUCCCAAGACUUUAUGAACACACUGUGCAUAAUUUUGAAACAGUUGAAUACUGUGUUCAAAGAUGACGAAUUAGAGAACAAAAUCAGCAGUGAUCAGAGAUGGCUGAACAGUAAAUGUAUUUUAGACUACUGCAUUGCAAAUCUUGGAACAAUCCAAGCUGUUCUGUCUGCAGAGAAUACAAUCAAACUAUCUAAAGAAUACAAAAGUCUAUUUUUCGAUGAAGACUUUGUUAGAAAAUUAGAGAGUUUCAACAAUUUUUUAGAGUCUGUCAGCGAACUAUCUCUGGUAACUCAAAUGCCUAAGUCAAGCAUUGCAGACACCACAGAGCAAUGGCUGAGUCUUCAGAUAACAGAGGAAGACCCAGAGCUAGCGCAGAGGCUCCAUGCAAGGCGUGAGAGUGUGAUGAACAUUCAGUGCCUUGUAGCAAACUACUUGCAUCCUGCAUACAGAGGUAGAAGACUAACAGAUGACCAAAUGAACAAAGUAGAAGAGUUCUUGUUAAAUGAGCUCGAUUCAGAAGGUCUUAACAGCUUGCAGUUAUAUGUAAACGAAGAUGGUAUUUUCAGGGUUCUAAAUCAGAAGGAAGGUUUGUCUGCACAGACUUAUUGGAGUCUAGCACGAAGAACUCACAGUGAUCUAGCCACUUUGGCUCUGAAGCUUCUGACAAUACCUGCAGCCAUCAGUACCAACUAUUCCAGAAUUUGUAAUACUGUCAAAAACUCAUUGCUGAAGCCUGACAAAACGAGGAAACUUCUAGCCGUGUAUUAUCAUUUGAUGGAGAAGGAAGAGAGGAUAGAAGAAUGAUUAUGACAAACCAGACUAAACUUGAAUACUUCAUCAAGAUGCACAGUAUACUUGAUCGAAAAUCGCUGUAAAUAGUAAUAACCAGUACAUACACAUUAAGCGUUUAAAAUAAGAGGAAACUCCUAUUUGAGCUCCAGCUCCCAAAGCACAUCAGCUGUAAAUAUAGUUUUAAGUCUAUAACUAUUAAGAAAAAAAUAACUAUUAAUAAACGAUUUUUUUACAAAAAAAAAA